Molecule: messenger RNA, 4623 nt
Organism: Taeniopygia guttata (zebra finch)
Lineage: Eukaryota; Metazoa; Chordata; Aves; Passeriformes; Estrildidae
Gene: PIP5K1C
Product: phosphatidylinositol-4-phosphate 5-kinase type 1 gamma
Biological process (GO): phosphatidylinositol phosphate biosynthetic process
Cellular component (GO): plasma membrane
Molecular function (GO): 1-phosphatidylinositol-4-phosphate 5-kinase activity
Source: RefSeq, a predicted model, not a curated record
GCCGCUCAUCGCGACGGCCCUCCGCCGCAUCGCGAUUAACUCCGGCGGAAAAGCCCCGCUGUGCUUCCGGCGCUGUUCGGGGCGUGUCUGGCCGCGGCGCCACCCGCGUUCUAUGGUCCGCGGCGCUCCCAGGGUCCCCCGCGCCGCGGCCGGUACCCGGGAGAAGCGCGGCGGCGGGCGCCGGCCUGUCCGGGGCCUGUCUUGCCCCGGGGCUGCGCCUGCCCGCGGCCGCCAUGGAGCUGGAGGUGCCUGAGGAGGCGGAGGGCUCGGCCGCGGCGGGUGCCGGUGCCAUCACUCCGGAGGCCGGCGUAGGGGGACCGGACGCGUCAGGAGGUCUGGGCCCAAAGAAAACAGCCAUCACUGAGGGCCCCUCACUGCCAGGACAGCCGGGCCAAGGAAGGAAGAUUGGCCAUCGAAGCGUGGAUGCUUCUGGGGAAACCACCUACAAAAAGACCACCUCAUCCACUCUGAAGGGGGCCAUCCAGCUGGGGAUUGGAUAUACUGUGGGAAAUCUGAGCUCCAAGCCAGAGAGAGAUGUCCUGAUGCAGGACUUCUACGUGGUGGAGAGCAUUUUUUUCCCAAGUGAAGGCAGUAACCUCACCCCGGCUCACCACUACGCCGACUUCAGGUUCAAGACCUAUGCCCCAGUGGCGUUCCGGUACUUCCGAGAGCUCUUCGGGAUUCGUCCAGAUGAUUAUUUGUAUUCGUUAUGUAACGAGCCUCUGAUCGAACUGUCCAACCCUGGGGCCAGCGGCUCCCUCUUCUAUGUCACCAGCGACGAUGAAUUCAUCAUCAAAACUGUGAUGCACAAGGAAGCUGAAUUCCUGCAGAAGCUCCUUCCUGGAUACUACAUGAAUCUGAACCAGAACCCCCGGACACUGCUGCCCAAGUUUUAUGGACUGUACUGUGUGCAGUCCGGGGGCAAAAACAUCCGCGUGGUCGUGAUGAACAACAUCCUGCCUCGAGUGGUGAAAAUGCACCUGAAAUUCGACCUCAAAGGUUCAACCUACAAACGCCGGGCAUCCAAGAAGGAAAAAGAAAAGUCCAGCCCUACAUACAAGGAUCUGGACUUCAUCCAAGACAUGCCUGAGGGCCUGAUGUUGGAUGCAGACACCUUCAGUGCUUUGGUGAAGACGUUGCAGCGAGACUGUCUGGUAUUAGAAAGCUUUAAAAUCAUGGACUACAGCCUCCUGCUUGGGGUUCAUAACAUAGACCAGCACGAGCGGGAGCAGCUGUCGGAGGGAGCACACAGCACGUCGGAUGAGAAGCGCCCCGUGGGCCAGAAGGCCCUGUACUCCACAGCCAUGGAGUCCAUCCAGGGAGGGGCUGCCCGGGGCGAGUCCAUAGACACGGAUGACACGAUGGGAGGGAUCCCAGCAGUGAAUGGCAAAGGAGAGCGUCUCCUGCUGCACGUAGGAAUCAUAGAUAUCCUGCAGUCAUACAGGUUCAUCAAGAAGUUAGAACACACCUGGAAGGCCCUUGUCCAUGAUGGGGACACGGUGUCAGUACACAGACCCAGCUUUUAUGCAGAGAGAUUCUUCAAAUUCAUGACCAACACAGUGUUUCGAAAGAAUUCCUCCCUGAAGUCGUCCCCCUCGAAGAAAGGGCGCAGUGCCUUGCUGGCCGUGAAGACGGCGGGUCCCACGGCGGCAUUCUCAGCCAGCCAGCUGGCCUCCGACAAGGACGACACCCAGUACGACCUGCGGGCGGCCAGGAGCUACCCCACGCUCGAUGAUGAAGGUGCUAAACCUAACCAGGACAGGGAAGAAGCAGGCAGGCCAGACCUGCUCCCUUGCACUCCUCCUUCCUUUGAAGAAGCUACCACAGCCUCCAUAGCCACAACACUAUCGUCAACAUCUCUCUCUGUUCCCGAGCGAUCCCCCUCGGAGACCUCUGAGCAGCCCAGGUACAGGAGGCGUACACACUCCUCAGGGCAGGAUGGCAGGUCACACGAGGAGGUGCGAGUCCAGGAGGAGGUUCAGCAAAUCAGUGUCGAGCUGGAGCCCAAGUGUGACGUUGAGAUUGUAGCUCCUGAAGAAGAAGUCAAAGAAGAGGCAGCUUCUUCAGCCUGUGCCAUUGUCACAUCCACAGCCACCGUAGAGGUGGAGACGGCCAGCCAGGCCUCGGAGCCAGCCAGCCAGGCCUCGGAUGAAGACGAUGUGCCAGUCACAGACAUAUACUUUGCUGCAUUAGGUGAUGCAGUGGGAGUCUAGAGCCAGGGAGUAAGUUGGUGGUUGGCAGCAGAGUGCCGUGAAGCCUGGCGCUGGUCCUCACUCAGCUCCCACAAUGGCUGAGCAACUUCUGCAGACCAGAGAAGAAGUUUUUUAGCAACAUAUACCUGUCCCAUGGAUUCCCAGAGCACAGCUGAGUGCCUGUCCUGUGAGAGCUGAGCUCUCUCUCAUGCCUGGGCACUGGAACCCUCAUUAAAAGAGGUGCAUGGCUCCUCUCUGCUCUGACUCGUUUCUGUUGGUUCUGUGGUGCUGGACACAACCUGAGCCCAUGCAAUGGGCUCCUUUCUAAACUAAAAUGCAGCAUUGGCCUUUCGCUGGGCUCUUGUGACCCUGCUGCAGAGCUGCUCACUCAUUGCCAAGUCACUCUGAGGCUUGUGGGAGCUGUGGAAGGAAUCAGCCCUGUUUUACAGCUUGUUUGGGGUUGGAUGCAUGCUGUUCAAAAUGCAAACGGCUCCUCUAACACUGCCCCCUCCUUGCCUGUGGAUGGCAGCUGUGUGCAGGCAGAUCCUGCCUGCUGCCCUGGCAAGUGUCUUCUAGUGAGGGUCAGCUGCUCUUCCUCCCUGUCCCUGGGCAUAUGAACUGCCCACAGCUUGAGGGACACCUCUGUCCAAGAGAAAAUUCUGCAGAGUGUGUUCACAGUGUGACUGACUGCUCAUCAGCAUUUCAUACUUCAUCUGAGUCUGAGUUUUGCAUUAAAUGUGUGUCGUGUGCUGUGGAGUGUUUAUCACUGCUGGGAUGAAGGGAAAAGCUGAUCUGAGUUCCCAUGGGUGCACUCCUUGGAAAACCACUUGAGCUGGAGCUCAGGUGAGGCUGCGUGUGUGUGCUCAAGUAGCACCACAGCUGCUCCUGCAGGAGUGCUCAGGGGCAGUGGUGGGUGAAGGGAUGGUAUGUGUGCAGAGGAGGAUUUGGCCAGUCUCAGGAGACUGUGAUUUGAUGACUGGAAGUCUGCUCCUGGAGAGCACUUCAUUCUCCUGUUUAUCCCCAGGGAAUUAAAGUGCAGAGUUGUGGCAGGGCAUGGGCGUCGCUCUUCCCUGCACGGCUUUCCCACCUGCUCACUGUUCAGGCCUGGAGUUGCCCAACCCCUUGUUUUUUGCUUUCUCUUUCAUCCUCUCUUUCACAUCACCCUUUUUCUCCUCUGUUUCCUUUCUCACCUCACUUGUCCUGGGGCCACUCAGUUCACAGAUGGGAGGUACUGGAUUUAUUCUCCCCGCCAGCGCAGACUCCGAACUACCUCGCAUUCCUCUGGGAUUGUAAGUGACCACUCCAGCACAACACGUAGGGGAGCAGAGCUGCAGCUUUGAAACACUGGGGCCAGCAUCCCAUUUCUCUCAACAGCUGGGGCUCUGGAUUGAGAGGGCAUUAGGAACCAGCCCAGCAGAAAUUGAAAUUACACCAGUGGAUCUCCUUGUAGAAUCUGAGAGAAUAAUGAGUUCUGUCCCUUUUCUGCAGACUGGUGACACAGCUCCUACCCUGGGAUGGGCUGUAGUGUCACCCUGCCCUUGUGAAAACUGAGAGCAGUGAGGCCCUGGCACAGGUUACCCAGAGAACUUGUGGUUGUCCUCUCUCUGGAAAUGUCCAAGGUCAGAUUGGAUGGGCUUGAAGCAGCCUGGGAUAGUGGAAGAUGUCCCUGCCUGUGGCAAGGGGGAAUAUUAGGUGAUCUUCCAACCCAAACUGUUCUGUGAUUCUUAGUCCAGAUCUGGCCAGAGAGGCAAUGGGUCCUCUAUAGGUGAUGCAAGCUCAGCUCCCUCAGCCCAGGAAGAGGGUUUUAAAGGCACUAUUAAGAUGUUUUGAAGGCACUAUUAAGAUGUCUUGGCUUGUGGGGAGCAGCUCAUAAACUAAAUGAGGCAGGAGCUGGUGCUGAGUUAGGGCUGGUUUCAGCUCUCCAGCCCUUCUCAGCAUCACCAGUGUGCUCCCUCCUUACUGAAGGUCUUCUAUGAGCAGGGAGGAUUUUCCUUUUCAAAAGAUGCAGGGAGGCAUUUGAGCAUUUAGGGGCUGAAUCUAGAGCUGAGAUUGUUCUGGAGUUUAGCAUUUACCUUCUCAUGCUUUGGGAGAGCUGCUGUCCCCAGGGUGUGGUGGCAGUGCUGCCAGAGCCUCGCUGGUGCAGCCUGGUGCUCCCAUUUAGGUUACAGGCAGGGUGCAUGGGGAAGCAGGGGCAGGAUUGUGCCUCUGGCUGUUGCUGAUUGGCAUGAGGAAGGUGCUACUGGGCAAACAGGCAACACCUCCUGCAGCCCCUCCUGCCCCCAGCUGGGUUUGGCUGCUCUGGCACCAAGCAAUGGGUGCUCCUUUAUCUCCCACAGCUCCCUGCAUGCAUCAAAGCUCCUAAAAGGCUCUCAAAGAGACUGGCUGGAGCAUGUGAUUCAGUCAGGAUGGAUGAACCUUCAUGAAUGAAAAA